Apiotrichum porosum is the source of this 1491-nucleotide messenger RNA. RefSeq lists its product as uncharacterized. The transcript has 4 exons. NCBI's taxonomy places the organism in Eukaryota, Fungi, Basidiomycota, Tremellomycetes, Trichosporonales, Trichosporonaceae. Bases 1 to 1491 code for a protein of 496 amino acids. The record is from RefSeq and is a predicted model, not a curated record.
AUGGUCGCCCAAGGAUUCAUCACUCCCGCACCCCCAGCCAACCCCACAACUCAGGGCAGGCAAGAGGUCCCCAUCGCACCAGUCUCAAACUGGGCAGUUGGAAACGUCUCCAGCGUCCUCGUCUUCCCGUCCACGCUCGACCCCGCACGUCUCGAAGCUGCCUUUGCUCGUGCCGCGUCCUUCUGGCCCUCUGUAGUCGGUCGCUACGUCAAGGCCACCGUCCCCGGUGGCCCCGAGUUUGCUAUCUCCCUCACAAACUCGCCCAUUCCCUUCUCGACCCAGGUCGUCGACGACGAGUACCCCUACCCGGACCGUCAUGUCAUCCAGCCCGAUCUGGGCAGCUUUAUCCCUCCCUUGGCAGGCGACUACUUUGUCGCCGGAGCCGACGCACCUCUCGUGACCGUCCGUCUCAGCACUCUCAAGAACGGCAACUCGGUCCUCGGUGUCAACUGGGCCCACAUCCUUGGUGAUGCCGCCGCCUUUUCACGUUUCCUCGAGGACGUGUCCUUGCUGUACAACCUGCCCGCGGCCGACCUCGACGACGACAUGCCCACUCUUGAGCCCCAUGUCCGUCUCCCGCCUUACUCAGAGCAGAUUGGCAAGGACUUCAAGUUUGACCUCCUGAACCCUCUCCCGCUUGAGGAGGUGGGCAAGGGCUACGGAGAUGCCGUCACUAGCUCCCAGAUGUUCACUGUGACCUUGACUCCCGAGGAGGUCAAGCACAUCACCUCGCUCAAGACCCCCGGCGAGCACCUCUCGGACAAUGACCUGAUCGCCGGCUGGUGGGUCAGUGUGCUUGAGCGUGCCGGACAGCGUGUGGAGUAUGUUGUUCAGACUAUUAACUACCGCUCUUUCCACAAGGACCACCCGGCCUUCCCUCGCAACCUCUCGACUCUGGGCGCCAACGUUGCUCAGAUGCGCCAGAUCCCCCUCCCCGCCAGCUCGGCUUUGGGUACCAACACCCCCAACUCGAACCGCCGCGCUCUGACCGUCGCUCGUACCGUCCGCGCAGGCAUGAACCAGCUCCGCAACGACCCCGAGCUCAUGCUGCAGUGGCUCUCGAACGCCGCGCACCAGAUCGGUACGGCUGCCCACGAGGGUAAAAGCUUUUGCCUCGUGCCGCCUCCCGGCGGUGUUGUGGUCAACUCGAACCUGAGGUACGACUGGGCCAUCAAGUUUGGCCAAGCCUCGGCCAACUACCACACGGACGUCUCCCUCGCUCGUUUCCUGCGCGUCUUCCAGGCCAACCCCGACGCCAACUCGGACCCUUACAACCCUUCUCCCCGCGGCGUCGAGCUCGUCUUCCGCGUCGAACAGGGUCCGGCCGUCGAGGCCGUCACCAGGGUCAUCGCUGGUGACAGGCGGGCGUGGGCGGAGGGCGGUCCUGUCGGCGGUGAGGACGAAGAGGAGGAGCCCAAGGAGCCCGAGGUGCGCGCCUUUGGCUUUGGACAGAACGUUCACCGUCCCUCAUAUGGCGGCUACGGUAACUAG